AGGAUGGCGUUCGUAGGGUUGUUGCCAGAGGUUGCUCUCAGUGCACCGCCACGCCAAGGAAGCUGUUCUAAGAAGGCCCGUAGAAACCGAAACUGUCUAGUAGGUUGCUCAGUCGGCCACCGUAACUGGACAAGACCCAUCUCGCCGCGAGGUGCAUCGCGAACACAUUGCGGCUCUUCUGCCCUGGCUUACAGUGGCGCGAAAACUGGCUGUUCGCAUUCCGUCGCACAGGCGGGGAGCAGCGGUAGUCGCCGCGGCCACAUAGCUGCUGGUGUUCUCUAGAGCCGUUGUUUUUUUUUUAACACCGUUGUUCGCAUGGCUGCUGGUGCGAGUUGUUGACGUCGACUCUCCUGUGAACGCCAAGAGCCAUUCAUCCCAUCUCCCAAUACACUUCUCCAGCCGGAGUCGCCAUGGUAGACGCCGCGUCGCGCAACGCGUCGCAGCAGCAGCAGCCGCCGCAGCAGCCAAGCCAGUCGCACAGCCAAGUCGUGCAGCCGUCGCAGCAGUCGCAGCAGUCGCAGGAGCCUCAGUCGCAGCAGCAAGAACAGCCGCACGGGCACGGUAUGAUGAUAAUCACGGACACCCAACCCCAGAACGCGCUGGUAGCAGAGCCACAGCCGUCGCAGCCGUCGCAGCAGUCGCAGUCGCAGCGACAAGAACAGCCGCACGGGCACAGUAUGAUAAGCACGGACACCCAACCUCAGAGCCCGCUAGUAGCAGACCCACAGCCGCCGCCGCAGCAGCAGCCGCUGGAGAGGGCAGUAGUAGAAACGGCGGCGGAGGCACGGAAAGCAGGUGAGAGCCGUCACGGAAUCAGGUUGCCCAUAAUCCGUUGUCCGCCACAGAGUGCUCAAGAAUCGCCUACAGCAGGCAGCCGUCACGGAAAUGAGUUGUUGUCCAAAACCGAUCUGGACUCUCGCGGCGAGGGGGACGAGGCGCUGAGAGGCGAAGCGUACUGCGUGGAGGACAGACGUGCGAUGGUGACGGCCGUUGAAAGGGCGGAGAGGGCAGGGAAAGCAGUUGAGAGCGAGAGGGAAGAGGCGCUGAGAGGCGAAGAGAGUUUCGCGGAGGAAAGUCGUGCGAUGCUGAGGGUCCUUGAAAGAGCCAUUGCAGAGAGGGAGGAAUUGCUGGCGGUGCUUUCCGAGGCUGUCAGGGACAGGGAGGAAGUGACGGCGGCGCUCGUCGAGGCCCUCAGGGAGAGGGACCAGUUAGCGAAGGCUGUUGAGGGAGCGAUUGAGGAAGGGGACGAAGCACCGCGGGCGAUUGAAAGGGCGAUUGGGGACAGGGAUGACGUGACGGCGGCGCUCGUCGAGGCGUGUAGGGAGAGGGACGAGGCGGUGAGGGCCGUAGAGGGGGCAAGGCGGGAGAGGGACGAGGCACUGACGGCUCUGGAGGGGGCGAUUGAGGAGAGGGACGACGCGGUGAGUGUGAUUGAAGAAGCGGCCAGGGCGCUUAGAGGGGCGAUUGGAGGGGCGAUUGGAGGGGCGAAUGGGGAGAAAGACUUGAUUGUUGGAGCAAUACUGGCGGGGAGGGAUGACGAGGUGGUGAAGCAGUUAGGGGAUUUAGAGGGGCGUUUUGAAGCAGAGAAUGUGAGGGAUGAUGAAGUGGUGAAGCUUUGCGUGGAAUGUUUAACUGAGUGCGAAGGGGGGGUGUGUGCGGGGGGGGAGGUGGGAGAGAGGUGGGACGAGGGAUGGGGGGAGGAGGCUGCUAUGUUAAAGCAUGAUUCAGAGAAGUGGUGGCGAGAGGCGAAGUUUGACGAGGAAGAAUCAGAGGGGAAGUGGGGAGAAGCGAAGGGGAGGGUGGAAGAACUGAAAGGAAUACUUGAUGCUGUGCAAGGGAUGCAGACGGUCUCUGAGAUGAAACUGGAGGAAGUUGAACGGAGGUUGGGGGAAAGUGACAAGAGAUUGGAAAAGAUGGGGAAUGAGAAGGCGGAAGCGGAGAGGAGGAGAGAGGAGGCGGAGAGGGGGAGGGAGGCGGCGGAGAGGGGGAGGGAGGUGGCAGAUGGGAGGAGGGAGGAGGAAGAGACGAGGAGGGUGGAAGCUGAGAGGGGAAGGGAGGAAGCGGAGAGGGGGAGAGAGGAGGCGGAGGCGCGAGCAUGUGCAGCAGAGAGGGCGAGAGAGGAGGCUGAGGAGAGGGCAAAGGAGGCGGAGAGGAGGAUAUUAGAAUGCGAGGAGAUGGUUAGAGAGGAAGAGGCAAGGCGCAUCGAGGCAGAGAGGCAGGCGAUGGAGGAGGCGGAGCGCAGGAGGGGUGAGGCCGAAAUGGCCACGGAAGAGGCUGUGAGGGCGAGAUUGAGUGCUGAGAGGGGGAGAGCGGAGGCUGAGGAGAGGGCAAAGGAGGCGGAGAGGAGGAUAUUGGAAAGUGAGGAGAGGGCCCCAAAGGAGGAGGCGGAGCGUAGGAGGAUUGAGGCUGAAAAGGCCACGGAAGAGGCUGUGAGGGCGAGAUUGAGUGCUGAGAGAGGGAGAGAGGAGGCUGAGGAGAGGGCAAAGGAGGCUGAGAGGAGGAUAUUGGAAUGCGAGGAGAUUGUUAGAGAGGAAGAGGCAAGGCGCAUCGAGGCAGAGAGGCAGGCGAUGGAGGAGGCGGAGCGCAGGAGGGGUGAGGCCGAAAUGGCCACGGAAGAGGCUGUGAGGGCGAGAUUGAGUGCUGAGAGGGGGAGAGCGGAGGCUGAGGAGAGGGCAAAGGAGGCGGAGAGGAGGAUAUUGGAAUGCGAGGAGAUGGUUAGAGAGAAAGAGGCAAGGCGCAUCGAGGCAGAGAGGCAGGCGAUGGAGGAGGCGGAGCGCAGGAGGGGUGAGGCCGAAAUGGCCACGGAAGAGGCUGUGAGGGCGAGAUUGAGUGCUGAGAGGGGGAGAGAGGAGGCUGAGGAGAGGGCAAAGGAGGCGGAGAGGAGGAUAUUGGAAAGUGAGGAGAGGGCAAAGGAGGAGGCGGAGCGUAGGAGGGUUGAGGCUGAAAAGGCCACGGAAGAGGCUGUGAGGGCGAGAUUGAGUGCUGAGAGAGGGAGAGAGGAUUCUGAGGAGAGGGCAAAGGAGGCUGAGAGGAGGAUAUUGGAAAGUGAGGAGAGGGCAAAGGAGGAGGCGGAGCGUAGGAGGGUUGAGGCUGAAAAGGCCACGGAAGAGGCUGUGAGGGCGAGAUUGAGUGCUGAGAGAGGGAGAGAGGAGGCUGAGGAGAGGGCAAAGGAGGCUGAGAGGAGGAUAUUGGAAAGUGAGAGGGCAAAGGAGGAGGCGGAGCGUAGGAGGGUUGAGGCUGAAAAGGCCACGGAAGAGGCUGUGAGGGCGAGAUUGAGUGCUGAGAGAGGGAGAGAGGAGGCUGAGGAGAGGGCAAAGGAGGCUGAGAGGAGGAUAUUGGAAAGUGAGAGGGCAAAGGAGGAGGCGGAGCGUAGGAGGGUUGAGGCUGAAAAGGCCACGGAAGAGGCUGUGAGGGCGAGAUUGAGUGCUGAGAGAGGGAGAGAGGAGGCUGCGGAGAGGGUGAAGGAUGCAGAGAGGAGGGUAGCGGAAGUGGAGGCAGUGGAGCGGGCGAGGGAGAAUGAGGAGCGGCGAGAGGAGGUUGAGAGACGAGUGAGGGAGGUUGAAGAGAAGAGGGCAGAAGCGGAAGGGAGGCUGGAGGAAGCUCAAGGGAAGUUGGAAGAAGCUUCUAAGGCGAAAGCGGAAGAUGAGAGGCGAUGGGAGGAGGCUUUUGAGUCGAGUCAAAACCAGAUGGAAGAAGCAUUGAAAAAGAAUGCCGAGGCUGAGAAGCGGUGGGAGGAGGCGGGGAGAAGCAGAGAGGAAGCGGAGAGACGGAGAGAAGCAGCUGAAGCAGCGAUGUUCGAGGCUGUUGAGAUGGUGAAAGGAGCAGAGAAGGCGCGGGCAGACGCAGAGGAGGCGAGGGGUGAAGCGGAGAGGGAGAAAGAGGGUGCGGUGAGGGAGAAGGAGGAAGCUAUAGAGGCGAAGAUAGAGGCGGAGCUGAUGAGAGAGGAAGCAGAGAAGGCGAGGGAUGAAGCUGACACGGGGAGAAACCUUGCUGUGAGGCAAAGAGAAAGUGCGGUGAGGGAAAGGGAGGAAGCUGCUGAGGCGAAGAGAGAGGCGGAGUUGAUGAGAGAGGAAGCAGAGAGGGCGCUUGAAGAGGCGGUUGAGGCAGGUAACGUGGUGAAAGGACGGGUGGAGGAGGCUGAGAGGGGGAGAGAGGAGGCGGAGAAAAAGAGAGAGGAGGCGGAGAAAAAGGGAGAGGAGGUGGAGAAAAAGAGAGAGGAGGCGGAGAGGAGGAGAGAAGAAGCAGAGAGGGCGCUUGAAGAGGCGCUUGAGGCAGUUGAAGUGAGGGAACGGGCUGAUGGGUUGGAGAAGGCUAAGGGGGAGAGUGAGAGAGGGAGGGUAGAGGCGGAGAAGGAGAAGCAGGAGGCUGAGAGGGAGAGGAAGGAGGUUGAGAGAAGAUUGAAGGAGGUGCGGGAGAUGAUGGUAGAGGAGAGAAGGGGGAGAGAGGAGGCUGAGAGGAGGGCAGAGGAGGCUGAGAGGGCAAAUGAGGAGGGAAAGAGAAGAGUGAUGGAAGCAGACGAAGCGAGAGAGGAGGCAGAGGCGAGGCUUCAAACGGUAGAUCUCGCAAGAGAGAAUGCUGAAAGGGGAAGGCAGGAGGCUGAUAGAAGAGCGACAGAAGCAGAAGAAGCGAGAGCAGAGGCAGAUGUGAGGAGACGAGAAGAAGCAGAGGGCGCAAUGGAUGCGGCACUGGCAGCAAGCGAGGAGGCGCAGAGGGGACGAGAAGAAGCAGAGGGCGCAUGGCAGCAGGCAGAGGCAGCGAGAGCGGAGGCGGAGAGGAAGGCAGAAGAACAGGAGAUUUCCUUGAAGGAAUCGGAGUCAGCGAGAGAAGAGGCGGUGAAGAAAAUAAAAGAAAUGGAUCAUUUGUUACGGGAAUCAGAGGCAGUGAGAGAAGAGGCGCAGAAGAAAGUAAGAGAAAUGGAGAAUUCCUUGAAGAAAUCGGAGGCAGCGAGAGAAGAGACGGAGAAGAAAGUAAAGGAGUUGGAGAAUUCCGUAAAGGAAUCAGGGGCAGAGAGAGAAGAGGCGGAGAAGAACGUAAAACAAAUGGAGGAAUCCUUAAAAAUAUUGGAAGCAGGGAGAGAGGAGGCGGAGAAGAGAGUAAAAGAAAUGGAUAUCUUGUUAAGGGAAUCAGAGGCAGUGAGAGAAGAGGCGCAGGAGAAAGUAAAAGAGUUGGAGAAUUCCUUACAAAGAUCCGAAGCAGGGAGAGAGGAGGCGGAGAAGAAAGUAAAACAAAUGGAGAAGGCGGAGAUAUCCCUAAAGAAAUUGGAAUCAGCGAGAGAGAAGGCGGAAACGAAAGUAAAAGAGUUGGAGAAUUCCUUAAAAGAAUUGGCGGCAGCGGGAGCAGGCGCAGAGAUGAGGAGAGACGAAUCAGAGGACGCAAGGCAGCAGGCAGAUGCAGCAAGAGAGGAUGCAGAGAGGAGGAGAGGAGAGGCAGUCGCAGCAAGGGAUGAGGCAGUGGCAGCAAGGGAGGAGAUUUCACAGCUACUGGGUGAUGCAGUGGAGGCAAGGAGAGAGGCGGAGAAGCAGAGGGAUGACGCUGUGAAAGCAAGGGAUGAGGCGCUAGAAGCAAAGGCUGGGAUUCAAAAGUCAUGGGAUGUUGCUGAUGAGGCAAGGAGAGAGGCGGAGGUAAGGAUUCGAGAGCUGGAGCACGCAAGGGAGGAGGCUGAAAGGGCAAGGACAGAAGCGGAGACGGCAAGGGCAGAGGCUGAGAAGGCGUGGAAGGAGGCAGUGGAGAAGGUGGCAGAGGCGGAAGAGAGGAGCGAGGAGGACAAAAAGGCAAAAGAUGAAGCAGGGCGGUUGAGAGAUGAAGUGGAAAAGGCAAGGGAGGAAGCAGAAAAGGCGAGGGAGGAAGCUGAGAAGGCGAGGGAGGAAGCUGAGAAGAUGAGGGAGGAGGCUGAGAAGGUGAGGGAUGAGGCGAUGCUCAGCCAAGGCAUGGCGUGCGCUGCAUGUGCGGAGAAGGACAAAGCCAUGCAGUCCCUCCAGGCUGCUUCAGCUAAUCAAGCCGUGACAUGCAGUGCGUGUGCGGAGAAGGACGAGGCAGUGCAGUCCAUACAGGCAGCCCAGGCUGCCCGCAUUCUCAACGAGCUCGCUGCUGCCCAGGCUGCCUCCGAAGCUGCCAUAGCCUUGGCGGCUGCCAAUGCUGCUGAGGAGGUUCGGGCGGAGCUUCGGAUGGCACAGGAAGGGUGGGAGAAACGGCUGAGCGAAGUGGAAGGGGAGCUGGAGCGCGUGAGAGGGGAGGGGGCGAGGCUGGAGAAGAGAGUCAAGGAAGCGGAGGAAGAGAGUGUGCGAUUGCGAGAGGAGGUGGAGGCUGAGAGGAAGGGGAGGGAGCAGGAGAGAACAGCCAAGGAAGAAGAGAAGAAAGGCAGGGAAGAGGAGAGGAAGGCGAAGGAGGAGGAAGGGGAGAGAAGAGAGCAGGCAGAGGCAUGGAGGAAGGCAGCAGAGGAGGAGGCGCAAAUGGUGAAGGAGGAUCUAGAGGUGAUGAGGAAGGCGAAGGAGGAGGAGAGGGAGAGAAAGGAGCAGGCAGAGGCAGGGAGAAGGGCAGCGGAGGAGGAGGCGCAGCUGGCCAGGGAGGAUCUAGAGGUGAUGAGGGACGCCAAGAGGGAGACGGUGCGCAACCUGACCGACUCCCUGGUGGCGGCGGAGCAGCAGCGGAAGAAAUUCCUGGCUCUGAUGCGACUGGGGGAAGUGUUUGAAGGCCUCUAGCUAUUCCAGCUUCGACAGAUGUGACGAGGGAGGUGAAGAGGGAGACAGUUUGCUAACUGACGGACUCGCUGGUGGCGGCUGAGGAGCAGUGGAAGAGGCUGCUCUACCUGCUGUGAAAGGCACACUUGAUAGAAGGUCACUAGCAAAAAUCCUAUUCACACCUUUACACAACAAAUAAAGCAUUCACAUCUGCAGAAUCCUAGGCGUGCCAAGUUCCGUUUUAGUGGAACACAUCUUCAGUAUAUUGAUAUUGUACGGUUCAUGUAGUGCACGAUUUUAAUGCAGCACUUUGUAAUGCCACAU
Messenger RNA from Closterium sp. NIES-67, 7001 nucleotides. The record is from the annotation of a GenBank genome assembly. NCBI's taxonomy places the organism in Eukaryota, Viridiplantae, Streptophyta, Zygnematophyceae, Desmidiales, Closteriaceae.